Molecule: messenger RNA, 1603 nt
Organism: Cryptomeria japonica (Japanese cedar)
Lineage: Eukaryota; Viridiplantae; Streptophyta; Pinopsida; Cupressales; Cupressaceae
Product: protein CIA1
Exons: 10
Coding region: 248-1339 (363 amino acids)
Biological process (GO): iron-sulfur cluster assembly
Cellular component (GO): cytosolic [4Fe-4S] assembly targeting complex
Molecular function (GO): protein binding
Source: RefSeq, a predicted model, not a curated record
AAACUCUAUUUUAUUUUAUUUCCGACCUUGCAAUUUUCUCUUUUAGUUGAAGUAUUAAAUUUUGUUAGUGGUGCCCCCAAGCCAAUGAACUUGUUGGUCUAUGCGUUUUACAGUUUCAUGUUUCUCUCCUCUCUAACUAAAUAACCCCAUGGAUUGAUUCCUUUUUUCGGACCGGACUUGUAGCAACUGCAGUCAAACGAGAAAGGGAUUUAGCACAUACCCAUAUUGGUGAAAUCUGAAGGCAGAUAUGAGAUCAGAGGAGAUUGAAGCGGUGCAGUUAAGUGAGGUUGAGGUGCUGGAAGGGCACACAGACAGAGUAUGGGGUGUAGCAUGGAAUCCUGUCAGUGGAAGUGGGGGAGCUCCCUCUUUGCUCGCCUCUUGCAGUGGUGAUAAAACUGUCAGAAUAUGGGAAAACACUCCAGCCCCUUCCACUGCGUCUUCUUCUUGGGUUUGUAAGGCUGUUUUGGAAGAAACACAUACAAGAACUGUUAGGUCAUGUGCAUGGUCACCUAAUGGGAAGUUACUUGCAACAGCAAGUUUUGAUGCAACAACUGCAAUCUGGGAAAAUGUUGGUGGUGAAUUUGAAUGUGUUGCAUCCUUAGAGGGUCAUGAGAAUGAAGUCAAAAGUGUUUCUUGGAGUGCAUCUGGUUCAUUACUUGCUACAUGUGGUCGUGACAAGUCUGUUUGGAUCUGGGAAGUCCAACCUGGGAAUGAGUUUGAGUGUGUCUCUGUACUACAAGGCCAUACUCAAGAUGUGAAGAUGGUGCAAUGGCAUCCUGUGCAUGAGAUUUUGAUUUCUGCAAGCUACGACAACUCUAUAAAGGUUUGGGUAGAGGAUGGAGACAGUGAUGAUUGGAUAUGUGUGCAAACCUUAGGCGACUCCAGCAGUGGUCAUACAUCAACAGUGUGGGGAGUAUCCUUUAAUUCUUCUGGAGACAGAAUGGUAUCAUGCAGUGAUGACUUAACAUUGAAGGUGUGGGAUACAAGUGCAAACCCAGCAGAAAGCAGUGGUGAUGGUUCUGGGCCCUGGAAACAUCUUUGCACCAUCUCUGGCUACCAUGAUAGGACGAUAUUCUCAGUUCACUGGUCACGGGACGGUUUCAUUGCUAGUGGGGCAGCUGAUGAUUGUAUACGGCUUUUCAGUGAGAGCACAGAUGAUUCUGCUGCAACGGUUCAUCUCCCAUCAUUUAAGAUGAUUUUCAAGAAGGACAAGGCUCAUGCAAUGGAUGUGAACUCUGUACAGUGGCAUCCUCUGCCUCGGUUACUAGCUUCAGCAGGCGAUGAUGGAACUAUUAAAAUCUGGGAAGUUGCACAGAACAGUCUAGCAAACAAUGAUUAAUAUGUUUUCAUUUCCACAGAAAGUCCAAUGGACAAGAUAGUAAUAUGUAAUGCACUAGUAUCACCAAUUAUUGCUUGUUAUUUUGACUGUCAGCUUUAUACCGCCUUGUCUUGUUCAUUAUAGAAAAAUAAAUCACAGAUGAGACAAGGUUGGAGUUAAACAAAUGACAUGUAAAAAAUCUCCCCAAAAUCUAAUCCAGAAACAAUUGCAUUAAAUGACAUGUAGAUUUUACUAUUAAAUGCAAGCUGAUGAGAUGUUUCUUGA